Molecule: messenger RNA, 825 nt
Organism: Cotesia congregata
Lineage: Eukaryota; Metazoa; Arthropoda; Insecta; Hymenoptera; Braconidae
Source: the annotation of a GenBank genome assembly
UUUAAUUCAACAAUGCGAAUCGCUGUGCUUGCUACACUUGUUUUGUGUGUGAUUAUCGUUUUAUCAUUGGAAAGUAUUGACGGUAAAAAAACCCACGGCAAAAAUAAACACUCUGAUGUAGAACAUCAUUCAACUCGUAAUGGUAAAAAAAAUAAGGUUGAAAAGAACCAUGUAAAAACUAAAGAGAGAAAACGACGAUCAGCUGAAGACAUGGAUGUGGAUGAAAAAAUGAUUGUGGAAGAAACAGUCCAGAAACAUAAAAAAACUCAAAAAAAUAAACAACGAAAAGAAAAUGCUGGGAGUGACGAAAUAUUAAACGAAGUGAAGGAGAAAAAAAAACGAGUAGAGAGUAACAAAACAAAAGAAAAUCGCAAUCAACAAGAAGACGAAGAUGUAGACACUGUGACUGAUAAUGAAGUUGAUAAUCAGUCCAAUGAUUUAGAAACUUCAGAUAAAACCGAUGCAGAAAACAGUCAAUCUGUUGAAACUGGCGCUAAGGAAAGUAGUGAUAAAAUAAAGAAUGGAAAGCCAGACAAGAAGAAAAAAGAUAAGAUAAAGAAAAAAAUUAAGAAAGAUAAAAAAUUGAAGAAAUCUUCACUUUCUGAAGACGAGAACAUAAUUGAUGAGCAAGAUGAACAAGAAUGUGACUCACAUUGCCAUUUCAAUGCAGGGAAAAACAAAAAAUCUGAGAAGUGUAAAUCAAAAUAUUCGGACGGAAAAUCAACGAAAUCAAAAAUUUCGAAAUGUACAUCGUCAAAUUCUGAUGAUAUUUCUGUUGACGCAGAAAAUGAAACCGUUGGUAACGAAGAGGAAAAAAAUACAUAA